UUUAUAGGCCUUUGUGAAGCAGAAUCUAAUUUUUUAAUAAGGACUAGAAAAAAUGAAAAAGGAGAAGUAGGAGGUUUUGAAUUUGUAUUUAGAAUUGCUUUACACAUAGACGAUAGAAAAAUUUUAGAACGUAUAAAAGAUGUUUUAGCUUGCGGUAGGUUAAAUACUGAGAGAAACACUUUAGUAUUUUCAAUAUCUCAAUUAAGUGAUAUUGAAACAAUAUUAAUACCUUUGUUUGAAAAAUUUCCAUUAAAUACUACUAAAUACUUGGAUUAUUUAGAUUUUAAAAAAGCAUUUUUCUUAUUUAAAAAUCGUAAAUCUAAUGAAUUAAGUAUACUACAAAUAUACUCAAAUAUUCUUGAAUUGAAACAAAAUAUGAAUUCUAAUAGAGUUAAUUUUGUUUUACCUGCAAAUCAUAAAAUAAGAAUUACAGGUAAUUAUUUGGUAGGUUUUUUAGAAGGAGAUGGGUCAUUUUACUUAAAUAAACAAGAUAUGACUGUUCGUGUUUCACUUGUCACUACUUCGGUAAAUAGACAAGUUUUAGAAAAAAUACGUGAAUUUAUUUUAAGUUUAUUAGACGAACACUCUUAUAUGUUAGGUAGUACUACUAAACUAAUUAAUAUUUCCGAUAAAAAAGUAAAAAGUGAUUUUAGGCCUAUUUCUAUAUUAGAAAUCUACCAAAUUGAUUUUAUUCAUAAUGUAUUAAUUCCUUACUUAGACAGUUUUGAAUUUAGAACUAAAAAAUUUAAAGAUUAUUCAGAUUUUAAAACAAUAGCUUUUUUACUAUUAGAGGGUAAACAUUUAACUGAAAAAGGUAAAGAGUUAAUAAUAAAACUGGGAGAUUGUAUGAAUAAUAAUAGAUUAUCUACA
Messenger RNA from Bipolaris oryzae ATCC 44560, 870 nucleotides. RefSeq lists its product as uncharacterized. The record is from RefSeq and is a predicted model, not a curated record. Lineage: Eukaryota; Fungi; Ascomycota; Dothideomycetes; Pleosporales; Pleosporaceae. The annotation marks the transcript as partial. Gene Ontology annotation, molecular function: endonuclease activity. The transcript has a single exon.